Vanderwaltozyma polyspora DSM 70294 is the source of this 891-nucleotide messenger RNA. RefSeq names its product CAP domain-containing protein. NCBI's taxonomy places the organism in Eukaryota, Fungi, Ascomycota, Saccharomycetes, Saccharomycetales, Saccharomycetaceae. Bases 1 to 891 code for a protein of 296 amino acids. The transcript has a single exon. The record is from RefSeq and is a predicted model, not a curated record. Gene Ontology annotation, cellular component: extracellular region.
AUGAAAUUUUCCAAGAUCUCUUCAAUUGCUGCCUUAUCUUCGGUCGCUUUGGCUGCUCCAGCUAUGGUCACUGUUACUGAACAUGUCCAUGCUUCACCAACUGUCACCGUUCAAGGUGUAAUCUAUUUCCAAGACGGUGCUGCUGUCACUAGUUUCACCACUAUCGGUGCCGCUGCUGAUCCAACUCCUGUUGCUGCUGCCGCUGCCACUGCCGCUGCCCCAGCCGUUGCUAAUGUUAACCUAGUUGGUAACAAUGUUGUUGAUGCUCAAGCUGCCACCACUCAGGCUCAAGUUCAAGUUCAAGCCGUCGCUUCAACUACUGAAGCCGCUGCUCCUGUCCAAACCACUGAAGCUGCUGCUCCUGUCCAAACCACUGAAGCUGCUGCUCCUGUUCAAACCACUGAAACCUCUGCUGCUGCUGCUCCUGCUGCAACCACUGCUCAAGACAACAGCAACAACAGCAACUUAUCUGAUUUUGCCAACACCAUAUUGAAUGCUCACAAUGCUAAGAGAGCUUUACAUCAAGACACUAACUCAUUAUCAUGGUCUGACGAUUUAGCCAGCUACGCACAAAACUAUGCCAACAACUAUGACUGUUCUGGUAAUUUAGUUCACUCUGGUGGUGCAUACGGUGAAAACUUGGCCUUAGGUUACAGUGCCUCCGGUGCAGUUGAUGUUUGGUAUGAUGAAAUUUCUGGUUACGAUUUCAGUAAUCCAGGCUAUUCUCCAGCUACUGGUCAUUUCACACAAUUAGUAUGGAAAUCGUCUACUCAAAUUGGUUGUGGUAUUAAGAAUUGUAACAAUGAAUGGGGUAACUACGUUAUCUGUUCUUACAAUCCAGCCGGUAACUUCAUCGGUGAAUUUGCCCAAAAUGUUGGUAACUUGAAAUAA